AUGGCUGUCUCUUUGCCACCCACUCUGGGACUCAGCUCCGCUCCUGAUGAAAUCCAGCAUCCGCAUCUUAAAUUUGCAGAAUGGAAAUUUAAGCUGUUCAGGGUGCGAUCCUUAGAAAAGGCACCCGAAGAAGCCCAGAAGGAAAAGAAGGAUUCCUCCGAGGGGAAACUCUCUCUCGAGCAGUCUCCUGCAGUCCCAGACAAGGCUGGUGGCGAGAAGCCGGCCUCGACGCAGCCGGCCCUGAAGCCUCACCCUAAGUUUCUGAAGAAGUCCCAUGAUGAUGUGAAGGCAAGAGACAAAGCGAUCCACCAAGCCAACCUCCGGCAUCUCUGCCGCAUCUGCGGGAAUUCUUUCAACAGCGCAGAGCACAGCAGGAGGUAUCCAGUCCACGGGCCCGUGGACGGCAAAACCCAAGUCCUUCUACGGAAGAAGGAGAAGAGAGCCACCUCCUGGCCAGACCUCAUUGCCAAGGUUUUCCGGGUCGACGUGAAGGCAGACGUUGACUCGAUCCACCCCACCGAGUUCUGCCAUAGCUGCUGGACCGUAAUGUACCGGAAGUUCAGCGCCCCGUGCGAGGUCUACUUCCCGAGGAAUGCGACCGUAGAGUGGCACCCCCACACGCCAUCCUGUGACGUCUGCCACGCCACCCGUCGGGGACUCAAGAGGAAGGGUCAUCAGCCAAACGUGCAGCUCAGCAAAAAACUCAAAAUGGUGCUUGACCGGGCGAGGCAAGCGCGUCGGCGCAAGAGGAGAGCUCAGGUGAGGAUCAGAGGGAAGGAAGCGAUGAAGCAGGUCGCCAACUGCAGUAAGAUACAUCUCGGUACCGAGCUCCUCGCGGUGGACUUCCCCGCGCACUUCGUGAAAUCUAUCUCCUGCCAGAUUUGCGAACACAUCCUGGCUGACCCUGUGGAGACCAGCUGUAAGCACGUGUUUUGCAGGAUCUGCAUUCUCAGAUGCCUCAAAGUCAUGGGCAGCUAUUGUCCCUCUUGCCGGUAUCCCUGCUUUCCCACUGACCUGGAGAGUCCGGUGAAAUCCUUCCUGAGCAUCUUGAAUUCCCUGGUGGUGAGAUGUCCGGCAAAGGAGUGCAACGAGGAGGUCACCUUGGAGAAAUAUAAUCGCCACGUCUCCGGCCACAAGGACUCCAAGGAGACUUUCGUGCAUAUUAACAAAGGAGGCCGGCCCCGCCAGCAUCUCCUGUCCCUGACCCGGAGGGCCCAGAAGCACCGUCUGAGGGAGCUCAAGCUGCAAGUCAAGGCCUUUGCUGACAAAGAGGAAGGGGGAGACGUCAAGUCCGUGUGCCUGACCCUGUUCCUGCUGGCGCUGAGGGCCAGGAACGAGCACAGGCAAGCAGACGAGCUGGAGGCGGUCAUGCAGGGACGCGGCUCCGGCCUGCAGCCGGCCGUUUGCUUGGCCAUCCGCGUCAACACCUUCCUCAGCUGCAGCCAGUACCACAAGAUGUACAGGACUGUGAAGGCCAUCACGGGGAGGCAGAUUUUUCAGCCCCUGCAUGCCCUCCGGAACGCCGAGAAGGCCCUCCUGCCGGGCUACCACCCCUUCGAGUGGCAGCCGCCUCUGAAGAACGUGUCGUCCAGCACCGACGUGGGCAUUAUCGACGGGCUGUCCGGGCUGUCCUCCUCCGUGGACGACUACCCGGUGGACACCAUUGCCAAGCGGUUCCGCUACGACUCCGCCUUGGUGUCCGCUCUGAUGGACAUGGAAGAGGACAUCCUGGAAGGCAUGCGGGCCCAAGACCUCGACGACUACCUGAACGGCCCCUUCACCGUGGUGGUGAAGGAGUCGUGUGACGGGAUGGGAGACGUGAGCGAGAAGCACGGGAGUGGGCCGGCAGUUCCGGAAAAGGCGGUUCGCUUCUCGUUCACGGUCAUGAAAAUCACCAUAGCGCACGGCUCGCAGACGGUGAAGGUGUUCGAGGAAGCCAAGCCUAACUCGGAGCUGUGCUGCAAGCCCCUGUGCCUGAUGCUGGCAGAUGAGUCCGACCACGAGACCCUGACGGCCAUCCUGAGCCCCCUCAUCGCCGAGAGGGAGGCCAUGAAGAGCAGCGAAUUAAGGCUCGAGAUGGGAGGCAUCCUCCGCACCUUCAAGUUCAUCUUCAGGGGCACCGGGUACGAUGAGAAACUUGUCCGCGAAGUGGAAGGCCUCGAGGCGUCCGGCUCGGUCUACAUCUGCACCCUCUGCGACGCCACCCGCCUGGAAGCCUCGCAGAACCUCGUCCUGCACUCCAUCACCCGGAGCCACGCCGAGAACCUGGAGCGCUACGAGGUCUGGAGGUCCAACCCCUACCACGAGUCGGUGGAGGAGCUCCGGGACCGGGUGAAAGGCGUCUCGGCCAAGCCCUUCAUCGAGACAGUGCCUUCCAUAGACGCCCUCCACUGUGACAUUGGCAAUGCGGCUGAGUUCUACAAGCUCUUCCAGCUCGAGAUAGGGGAGGUGUACAAGAACCCCAACGCCUCCAGAGAGGAGAGGAAAAGAUGGCAGGCCACACUGGACAAGCACCUCCGCAAGAAGAUGAACCUCAAACCCAUCAUGAGGAUGAACGGCAACUUUGCCAGGAAGCUCAUGACCAAAGAGACCGUUGACGCCGUCUGCGAGUUACUCCCCUCCAAGGAGAGGCACGAAGCUCUGAGGGAGCUGAUGGACCUGUACCUGAAGAUGAAGCCCGUGUGGCGGUCGUCGUGCCCUGCUAAAGAGUGCCCCGAAUCCCUCUGCCAGUACAGUUUCAACUCACAGCGCUUCGCCGAGCUCCUCUCUACCAAGUUCAAGUACAGGUACGAGGGCAAGAUCACCAAUUAUUUUCACAAAACCCUGGCGCACGUGCCUGAAAUCAUCGAGAGGGACGGCUCCAUCGGGGCCUGGGCGAGCGAGGGGAACGAGUCUGGCAACAAACUGUUCAGGCGCUUCCGGAAGAUGAACGCCCGGCAGUCCAAGUGCUACGAGAUGGAAGACGUGCUGAAGCACCACUGGCUGUACACCUCCAAAUACCUGCAGAAGUUUAUGAACGCUCACAACGCGUUAAAGAACUCGGGCUUUGCUGUAGACCCGCAGGCAAGUUUAGAGGACCCGUUAGGCCUAGAGGACUCUCUGGAAACUCAAGAUUCAAUGGAAUUUUAA
Messenger RNA from Miniopterus natalensis, 3129 nucleotides. It is a transcript of the gene RAG1, whose product is annotated as recombination activating 1. The record is from RefSeq and is a predicted model, not a curated record. Gene Ontology annotation, molecular function: ubiquitin protein ligase activity; metal ion binding; double-stranded DNA endonuclease activity. NCBI's taxonomy places the organism in Eukaryota, Metazoa, Chordata, Mammalia, Chiroptera, Miniopteridae. Gene Ontology annotation, biological process: adaptive immune response; pre-B cell allelic exclusion; V(D)J recombination. Gene Ontology annotation, cellular component: DNA recombinase complex; nucleus; endodeoxyribonuclease complex.